CUGAUGAGAGGGAUGCAACAAUGCUCGGCUUCCAGAGAUAAGUUUGGACAAACAAAAACCCGCGCAAAAAAUCCGUUCAAUGUGUCUUCUUGAUUUUAGAUGGCCUCAAGGCAAGGAAUUUACUGUGAUAUCACAGAUCAUAUCAGACUUUGAUUUGCUAAUAAAUACCAAGAAGGUGUGACUUUGUAACUCUAGGAUCUGACAACAUUCAGUGGGUUGACAUUCAACAUGAACGACCAACUGUCGGAGCACCUUCCUCGGAUUGCAAUUCUGAAGUCGAAGAUCCCUUGGGAACGGCUCCCCGUGAUUUUCAAGCUACAUAGCCAAGUGACAGUUGUCGGGCUGUUGGUGGCCACGUUUCUCGUGUCAACCUACGGCUUCGUCGACAGCUCGGACUCGGCCAUUCAAUGCUACAACGGAAAGACUCCUUUACCAGAAGAAGACGAAGACGAAGACGAAGAGGAUGAAUGUGAAAAACACGACACCAACCAAAUCCUCAACAGGUAUUGUUGGAUAUCCAGCACAUUUACACUACCCAAGCACUUCAACGGGGUUGCGGGCCAAGACUUUCUUUAUCCGGGCAUUGGGCCGUUCAAGGAAGCGGAUGAGCGGAUCUACCACGCCUACUAUCAAUGGGUGCCAUUCGUCCUCUUCUUUCAGGCCUUGUGCUUUCUCGCUCCGUUUAUCUUGUGGAAAUCCUUGGUGGGAGAAAAGAUCGAGAUUCUGGUGAAAAAUGUAGUCGGCAGGUUCUCAGUUCGCGACAAAAAGACCAGUUAUGAUAUACAACAACUGGCAAAUUACUUUGUGCAACGGAAAAAAUUCAACAGCCAAGAACACCAAACAUGGGCCAGAAAUUUCGUAGUGUGCGAAUUUCUCAAUUUGAUCAACGUUGUAGGCCAGCUCUUUUUGAUCAACGUCUUCCUUGGCGGAAAUUUCUUUAAUUAUGGAUUGGAGGUUUUAUCCUUUCCGUCUUUGAACCCGGAGGAACGGGUGGAUCCUAUGUCAAUUUUGUUCCCCACAAUGACCAAAUGUAUUUUCCACCAAUUCGGCCCUUCUGGUACUUUGGAGAAAGUGGACUCUCUGUGCAUUUUGGGUUUGAAUAUCAUCAACGAGAAAAUAUUUCUCCUCUUAUGGUUUUGGUUUAUCCUGUUGGCUUUUGCGACCCUCAUCGAUUUCCUCAUUAGAUUGGGGCAAUGGAUCAUUCCUAGCACAAGAAUCUGGUUCUGUCCUUGGAAUAAAAACAACCUUAAUGUGCGCCUACAAUUCGGAGAUUGGCUACUUCUCGACAAUAUAUCUAAAUACAUGGAACCAUCCAAUUUUGAGGAGCUCCUGUCCAAUAUAUGCCAAGGACUUGACGAGCCAGAAAAAAGUCAAAGUCAAGACCCAUUGAUAAGCGAUCAACGGGCGGAGAAUUGGUGUUGAUUUUGAAAUGAUGUGCAAGUAUUUGUCAAGGGUUUUGACACGAUAUGACCAGUUUUCUACAAAAAUAUUCGACACGUGUGCGAAUA
Molecule: messenger RNA, 1508 nt
Organism: Tigriopus californicus
Lineage: Eukaryota; Metazoa; Arthropoda; Copepoda; Harpacticoida; Harpacticidae
Product: innexin inx2-like
Exons: 6
Coding region: 229-1422 (397 amino acids)
Biological process (GO): phototransduction
Cellular component (GO): gap junction; plasma membrane
Molecular function (GO): gap junction channel activity
Source: RefSeq, a predicted model, not a curated record